AUGCUAGUGCAGCCUCAUCCAAAUAUUCAAUAAGGUUCUUGUUCAAGAUCUAUGUCUAUCUCAAUGGAUGAUUCAAUACACACAUAUAUCCAACCUAUUGUCUAAAAAAUGACCGUCGUUAAUAAACAUUAGCUAUAAGUAAGAAAACCAUCUGAUGGUGCUUAAGAAAUGAUCCAAUCCCCUCCAACUGUAACACCUCAUAUUGCUUCAGACAGACCACCAUAAUGUGAGAUAAAGGAUUUGCUUCUAAUAAACGAGGAACCUAGCAACAAAGAACACUCUAUAUAAAUUACUGAUCGAUAUAAGAAGACUCAUAAAGUAACUCAGAACAAUUUAAGUUAAUAAAGUAUAUUGAUCGAUGAAAAACCUUUACAUUCAUAUAGUGAUGUUUAAUGGAGUGGAUUAAUAUCAUUAAAUACUAUAAAUUCUAAUUCCUCCUUUCAGCAUAACCUUAUAUAAGAUAAAGCUGCUGAUUUUAAUCCAAAUAAUUCAAAUGGAAUUAUUUUCCAUCCAAAAAAAUAAAAUCUAUUUUAUCAUUUUAGUAAUGCUACAUAUUGUAUGUAUAUCUGUUUCUUUAUUACUUACAUGUUGAUUCAUUUAUAAGACAGUUUUUAAAAGCAAUAUACUUAUUAGAUUUUAUUAAUUGUCAUUUAAAUAAUAUACAUUUUUAAUCAAAUUCUAUUCGAAUAGUAUGAUAAUGGUGAUAUAAUUAAUACAUUUGAACAAUUAACUUAAUUGUAUUUUAGAAAGUAAUCAAUUUUUGAUUUAAUCACAAUAAUUCCUGUAAUUUUUGCAUUAUCAUCAGAACAAUGUCAUUUCAUAUAGAUUUUACAUAUUAUUCGACUUUGGAAAUUAAGAUAAUUAAUAAAAGAAUUAGAAUUAUUAUUUGGUAAAGUUAUUAAAUUUACAUAUUAUAUUAUGGAAUUUCAUUUUAUCUAAUUUAUUGCCUUGUCUAUACUAUAAUAUAAUCAUGAUAAGUAGAUUAACUUUUAUGAUGAAUUCCUUGUAUUGUUGUAUAAAUAAGAGAAUAGUAAUGCAAUAACUUAUAUUAUUAGAAUGCUCAUUCUUAUAUAUUAUUGUUUUUGUAUUUUUAGAUUGACUUUCUAAGAUAAUUUGGAAUUAUUAAAUAAAUUAUAAUUAACAUGCUCUACUAAGUAGUUAAUAAAAGCUUAUAUAAAUAAAUUAAAUUCUUAAAAAUCUAUUGAUAUGAAUUUUUUAUCUCAAUUACCUUAGACAUUUGUUGAUGAUGUGAAAUCUUAGCGUUAUUAUCAUCUCCUCUCAAAAAUUCCUAUAUUUAAAUCUUCUUUCUCAGAAAACACUUUAAAAUAGAUAUGUAGUCUCAUCCAAGAGUAUACUUACAUUCCAAAUUAAAUUGUGUUAAUGUAAUAAACAUCUAAUUAACAUUUAUUCAUAAUAUUAUCAGGUGAUGUGUAGAUCUCUUAGAAGAAGGCAGGUAUUGAUUUUAAAAUUAAGAUACUUGGAAAGGAUUCUAUUUUCAAUAAUCAAGCCUUCUUCAAAAAUGCUUAUUCUAACAUAAAUGCAACAUCAAUAGGAUAUUCUCAAAUAGCUCAAUUAGAUUUAGAUCUCUUUUUAGAUUUUAUAAAAUCUCAUUAUUAGGAGCGAUAAAAAUAUAAGAUGAUGGUUGAUCAAAUUGUUCUUUAUGAAAUUAAUAGUUUAUGUUAAUUGUCUUGUUUUGUAUGUGGUAAAUCUCAUGACAUUGAUGAAUGUGAUCAUGUACAUUAUGUUCCAAAAAAAUCUAUAUUAGUGUAAUAUAUCUAAUAAAACGAUUUAUAAAUUCGUAGAAAUUAUUUGAGAAGUAAAGCUAGACGAAAAUAAAAAAGAUUAAAAUCAAACAUUCUGAAAAUAGAAGAGGCUGCUCUUUAGUAUUAAUAAUAGAACAUCGAAUCAGAUAUAACAGAUGAUAACAAAAAAUACUAAGAUGAAGUGAUUAGUAUUCAAUAAGCUUACAUGGGAGAAGCUAGUCAUCGUUAUACAGAUAGAUAAAAUUCAUUUUAAUAAUCUUAAUAGACCCCAAGAAGAGGAUCAUUAUACUCUAUGCGUGA
Molecule: messenger RNA, 2063 nt
Organism: Paramecium pentaurelia
Lineage: Eukaryota; Ciliophora; Oligohymenophorea; Peniculida; Parameciidae
Source: the annotation of a GenBank genome assembly